Molecule: messenger RNA, 666 nt
Organism: Carlito syrichta (Philippine tarsier)
Lineage: Eukaryota; Metazoa; Chordata; Mammalia; Primates; Tarsiidae
Gene: GPX6
Product: glutathione peroxidase 6
Exons: 5
Biological process (GO): response to oxidative stress
Molecular function (GO): glutathione peroxidase activity
Source: RefSeq, a predicted model, not a curated record
AUGAUCUGGCAGUUCUGGGCCCCGAGUCUUUUCCCACUGUUCCUGGUCGGCUUUGCUCAGCAGACCCUGAAGCCGCAAAAUAUGAAGGUGGAUUGCAACAAAGAGGUGACAGGUACCAUCUAUGAGUAUGGAGCCCUCACCCUCAAUGGCGAGGAGUAUAUCCAGUUCAAGCAGUAUGCUGGCAAGCAUGUCCUCUUUGUCAACGUGGCCACUUAUUGAGGCUUGGCAGCUCAGUAUCCUGAACUGAAUGCACUACAGAAGGAACUGAAGAAUUUUGAUGUCAUUGUGUUGGGCUUUCCUUGCAACCAGUUUGGAAAACAAGAACCUGGAACAAACUCAGAGAUCCUUCCUGGACUCAAGUAUGUGCGUCCAGGUGGUGGCUUUGUUCCCAAUUUCCAGCUCUUUGAGAAAGGUGAUGUGAAUGGUGAAAAAGAACAAAAGGUCUUUACUUUCCUGAAGAACUCCUGCCCUCCAACCUCUGAUCUUUUGGGAUCAUCAAGCCAACUCUUCUGGGAGCCCAUGAAGGUCCAUGACAUCCGCUGGAACUUUGAGAAGUUCUUGGUGGGGCCCAAUGGAGUCCCUGUCAAGCGUUGGUUCCACCGGGCUCCAGUAAGCACAGUCAAGUCAGACAUCUUAGAUUACCUAAAGCAGUUCAGUACCAAGUAG